AUGGCAACACUAGGAAACGAAGUCGUGCAGACUGCACUGAAAAUACCAGUUGAAAGCCAGUAUGAGCGCCGCUUUGGGCUCAGUUCACCCUGGGAACAUUACUACCACCCUUCCGACACUGCCCCUCAAGGUCGAUUCGAAUGUGAGCUGGACGAUAUGGUUGUUUUUGGUGAUAUCCCCCAAGAGAUCAGCGGUACCUGGUAUCGUAUGCUUGUUGACCCUCACUUCUGCCCACAGCCGGGAACUCCCUUCGUUGAUGGGGAUGGGAAUGUCAGCGCCUUCCGUAUUCAAGACGGGAAAAUCUCUAUGAAGAUCAAAUAUGUCCAGACUGAGCGAUGGCUGCUAGAGCGUAAGGCGGGCCGUCGACUCUUUGGUCGUUACCGGAAUCCUUACGAUAUUCACCCGUGCGUGCAGCUGGCAAAUGACACGACGGCUAAUACCAAUAUCAUAUACUGGGGCGGCAAUAUUCUUGCAUUGGCAGAGAGGGGUUUACCUUAUGCUCUGGAUCCGGAUACUCUCGAGACAAGGGGUGCAGACCCAUAUGGUGGUCAGGUAGCUGCAAAGACGUUUGCAGCGCACCCCAAAGUCGAUCCCCGCAAGAAUGAGCUGGUCACCUGGAGCUACUCUGCUAAGGGCCUCAGCACUCGAGACAUUUGCACCUACUCGAUUGAUCCCCAAGGACGCAUUCACAACGAACACUGGUUCCAGCAGGAUAAGCCCGGCUGGCCACACGACGGGUGGAUCACAGAUAAUUGGAUCAUCCUGUCCAACAUGCCCUUCGCUGUCAACUCCGACGAGGUGAUGAAAGCCGGGGGCGACUACUGGAGGUUCGUUCCUGAUCAGCCCGCGGAAUUCCUCGUCAGUCCGCGCCUGAGCAAUGCCCCAAAUCACCCAGCAUGGAAACCAGGCGAGUUUCGCAAGUACACCGUCGACCAUGGUCUGAUCAUCCACACCGGCAAUGCAUGGGAAGAGGAGGAUGGCAUCUUGAAGCUCGAAAGCCAUUUCGUCAGCUUCAAUGUCUUUUCAUUUUUCAAUGCGGCAGACUACGAGGGCCCCAAAAGCAUGCCCACAGGCGAUUGGAAACGCUGGACCAUCGAUCUCUCUAAGCCAGAUGGAAGCGAACUCCCACCCCCUGAGACUUUGUUGAGCGGAAUCUUCGACUUUCCCAUUUUUGACGAGAGAUUGACCGGCCGCAAGAGCAAGAUCGUCUAUCUUGGUCAAAUGACAAGUCCAGGUACCCCCAGACCCGAAUUCGAUGCGGUGGUCAAGUUGAACACCGAGACGGGUGAGACAUCUACCUUUGACACUGCGAAAGACGGUCGAGUGGCGGAACCGGCAUACAUCCCUCGCGGGCCUGACUGUGAAGAAGGCGAUGGCUGGCUGAUCUUCUAUGCCGAUCAAGAGUCAUCACGCAAAGGAGAAUUAAUCAUCCUCGAUACCAAUGAUUUCUCAAAGCCUGUCGCCAUUGCACAAUUGCCUUUCGUGCUGCGCAAUCAGGUCCAUGGGAAUUGGGUCCAAAAUCCGCAUCCUGAGCGGCCUUUGCCGCCGUUGACGGGCCCAAUUAGAGAUGUCACGCCUACUCCGCAGUAUUCCCAACUGAAUAAGCUUCUAUAG
Messenger RNA from Aspergillus thermomutatus, 1614 nucleotides. RefSeq names its product carotenoid oxygenase family protein. Lineage: Eukaryota; Fungi; Ascomycota; Eurotiomycetes; Eurotiales; Aspergillaceae. The record is from RefSeq and is a predicted model, not a curated record. The transcript has a single exon. The coding region runs from base 1 to 1614 and encodes 537 amino acids. Gene Ontology annotation, molecular function: carotenoid dioxygenase activity. Gene Ontology annotation, biological process: carotene catabolic process.